This is a messenger RNA of Neocloeon triangulifer, 2456 nucleotides long. RefSeq names its product KH domain-containing, RNA-binding, signal transduction-associated protein 2-like. The record is from RefSeq and is a predicted model, not a curated record. The transcript is spliced from 10 exons. Lineage: Eukaryota; Metazoa; Arthropoda; Insecta; Ephemeroptera; Baetidae. Bases 214 to 1566 code for a protein of 450 amino acids. Gene Ontology annotation, molecular function: mRNA binding. Gene Ontology annotation, biological process: regulation of alternative mRNA splicing, via spliceosome. Gene Ontology annotation, cellular component: nucleus.
AUCGAGGCUGGUGCCGGCGGUGCUCAGCAGUUCUCGGCCGCGGCUCGCAUGAGAGACACCGACCGCCUCGCGCGUCAAAGUGCACCUCGUCCGUCUCACGCUCCUCCACAAAUUUAAUUGGAAUUCACAUGCUGGACGCCUGAUUUCUUCUGAAGAAAAGAGACAACCUCGUUCGCCGCACUUUUCACCCUGUCUGCACCAAGUGGCGCGGAAAUGAUGAGUGAUGAGUGCAGCGUGUUGUUGGACCAAAACACAGUGACAAUGGAGCAGCCAGGCAGUGACGCCGGCAGCUGCAGCACCACAGACAACCAGCCCACCUCGCCUGAGGACUACAUCCGCCUGCUCGCGGCCGAACGCUCGGCCCUCGAGCUGCAAAGUCCAGGCUGUGCCCUCACCCUCAGACUCAUUUCACAAGAGCUGGAACGUGUUCAGAGUACGGGUCGGCUGUCUCGGGAGGAGAAGAGGACUUUCGCAGACAUCACCAAGGAGAAGCCCAUCAAAGUGUCAGUGCGAGUGUUGGUGCCCAUCAGGGAACACCCCAAGUUCAACUUCGUUGGAAAACUGCUCGGACCAAAAGGCAACUCGUUAAAACGGCUGCAGGAGGAAACAAUGACGAAAAUGGCCAUCCUCGGCAGGGGUUCCAUGAGGGACAAACAAAAGGAAGAAGAGUUGCGAGGGUCGACAGAUCCAAAAUUCUCCCACCUCAACGACGACCUGCACGUGGAAGUGACGGCUUUCGCGCCGCCCGCAGAAGCGCACGCCAGAAUCGCGUACGCUCUCGCCGAAAUCCGAAAAUUCCUGGUUCCAGAUUACAACGACGAAAUUAGGCAAGAACAGAUGCGGGAAAUCCAGUUGAUGAAUGCGGGCACGGGAGCUGUGAUUCCGAACCCGGCAAGUUCAGAAGCGGCGGUGGCGGCGGCCGCGGCCGCCGCGUCUCUUGCGAACGCCACCGCCGUCGGCAAGGUGGUGUCCCCUCGCUGCCCCCAACCCGCCCCCGGCAUGAUCCUGCAUCCAGCGUUGCGGGAAUUGGGCAGAGCGCAAGGACUCAUACCAGCAGCAACAAUGUUUCGUGGCGCCUCGAUAUUGAGCAGAGUGCGACCAACAAUCCCCAUCCCUGGCACAAGAGGCGCAUCCUCGCCAGCGCCGAAACGCUCUAUCCUCACCCUUCUGGGCAGAGUGGGCAGAAACCCUGGCACGGGGGUCGACGAGAAUGGACUUGAGACUGGCGACGAUUCUGGGGCUGCGGCGGCGGCAGCGGCGGCGGCCGCCGUUUAUGGCCUCUACGAUGGCUACGCGGCAGCACCAGGGUAUGGUCUAUUGGAGGACUACACUAACGGCGCAGGACUGAGCGAAGACGUUGAGGACAUGUCCCAGGAUUCGGUAAACGGCGCCGUAGCUGCCGCCGAGUUCGCCGCCAGGCCCGAGGGUGGAGCGCUCAAAGUUGCCGCUGGUCUGGAUAGAGCCCGCUAUCGACACGACCCGUACGCGCGGCUCAUUGACGCCAGAAAGGAGGAUAAAGGCGGUCAGUUGAAAGGAACGGGUGACUCGCAAAUUUUUAUCUCCUAAGCAGGCCCCAGAUUUUCGAGUUUCCAGCUAAAUUAUUAUAAUUUUUUUCCUCUGCAAGACAAUCACACGCUUUUCUCCAAUGAUGGCGACGAAAAGAGCCUCUAGUCAAAAACACACACACGCGUUUCUUUCCGUUUAUCACACUCUCCAUCCAUCUAAUAAAUGUACAUACACUGCUAAAUGUUAUUUUUAUGCAAAUUUUUGGUGUAAAUGAAAAAAAAACUAUUGGAAAUAAAUUACUUUCUAUUUCUAUUAAUAGUGUGUCUCAUAAUCUUUGAAUUUGAACUAAUUUUUAUCAAAAAAAUUGCACGAUAGCUGCUGUACUCUGUUCCAUUUGGACACACAGAAAAUAAAUACAGUGUGUAUAAGAGGGUUUUAGAUCGAACUAUAAAGCUGCUGCCCGCUCAUCUCUCAUGCAAGUUUUGGUUUUCGCUCCAGUUUCCACGACGUGACAGAGAUAGAUUUCCCAGUUGCCGCCGCCGCUGCCGCAGCAUUGUUCAAAAGUUGAUCUCUCUUUUCUGCUGGACAGCAUUUCUGGGACAGAGAUUGAAAUAAUUUUUGAUAAAGUUAACCUUGGCCAAGACACAAAAAUCCAAUAUUUAUAUAAUAAAGAGAGGACAAAACGCCCUACACACGAAAUAAAUGCACUACUUUGCUACACAAGAUGUUAUUGUAAAAUACAUGUUCCUUUAAUCUUUGUGUAAAAUAAAUUGAAAAAUUUAAAUCGCCUAUUAAGCUUGUGUGCUAUGUAUAAUGUAGAUGGAGAACAAGGUGUAAACAUUUUAAAUUAUAAACGUCGAAAUAUUUGCUGGUCCACCAAUCAAUGCUCUAAAUGUAAAUUUCCGUGUCUAAUACAGCCAAAUGAUAUACAAAUAAAGUGUUUUACUUUA